AUGGGUCGCGGAAUAAUCCGUCGAAGAGAUGAUGACGAUGAGGAUGACAAUGACCCCCUAUUUAUGGACCAGUUCAAUCCUCGGGCACGUCAAUACAGCCCCAAUGCAGUUUGGAGGUAUUAUUUCCUUGAGCACCGUCUUUCAGAGCUCGGGGAGUGGCGUAGGAGGUAUCAUCCUACCAACCCUCGUUGCGAUUAUUGUAUGAUUUUCAACCUCUUUUGCAAUGUCCCUCAGGGGUGUGCGCAAUGCCUGGCCGUCAAUCGUCCAUGUACCGGCGCUCCCACCCCUGCGGCGUUGGCUCACCCGCAACCAAAGCAGCACCACCUAUUCGGUCACCCUGUGAAACUCGACCAUGGUAUAUUCGACGAUAUUCCCAUCGACCCGCGUCUACUCGACGACCCUAAUUAUCAACCGCCACCACGACCGCAGCCGCCGCAGCCGCCGCAGCCGCAGCCGCAGCCGUACUCGCAACCAUGGACUCAAACGUUCGUGGGCCAGGGUUCCUCUUUUCCCGUAGUCCCUGGAGGGUCUCAAUCGUCGUAUCUCGGUGGUCUUGUGGGCACUGUAUUCGACCGCAACAGACCAGAUGCAAGUAGUUAUACUCUGCCACCCGCAGGAGGCUUUCAAGGAGGCUUUAACCAAAUGCCUGAUCCCGUACCGGGCCCUUCGUUCGCUCCUGUAUCGGGUCCUACACCUGGUUAUACUCCUGCUCCUGCUCCUAAUUCUAAUUUCUUUCCUGAUCUCAUCCCUAGUUAUAACCCAGCAGCGGACCCAGGUUAUUUUCCUCCCCCUCCUCCUGCUCCUGCUCCUGCUCAUUAUCAUCCCCCACAAUUCACUCAUAAUCCUGCCCCUCCCCCUAUUGCUGGCCCAUCAAACGUCAAUAGGGACGAUGAGUUCAUUACCCCUGAAAUACGAGCUAGGUUGCCAGCUGAUUGGGUAAAUGGCUGGCCGCCAGGCAUUCGUCCACCUCAAGUGGAUCGUGCUGGGAAUCCGAUUACCGAAUGCGACGCCUGUCGCUUAGAUCGUCCCGGCUACCCUUGCGAUGCUUGGUCAGGAGUGUCUCCGGGAGUUGGUUGCACUUACUGCAAGAAGGGUGAUCGAUCCUGUCGUUGGGGUGAUGUACGCCUAGCUCCGCGACCUGACGGCAUCACGGAGCCGUUAAGUUGUGAUCGAUGCGUGAGAACGGACAUCUUGGGCUGUUCCUGGCGAAAUAGACCAACUGGUGCCCCCUACGCGCCUUGUACAACCUGUGUGGCUGCUGGUGAGCCGUGUACCCACGGGUCUCAAGGAGAUAGGCCGGGCUUAAGACCCGAUCAACUUCUUGGUAGCGACCAUACUCACUUCACAGUCACCUGUUAUCUAGCUGGUAAUUUUUCAAGACGGCCAGCGGCAAGUAGGGAGCGACAGAGCAAUCAGGCGAGAUCGUUUAAUAUUGAAGGCCCGAGAGUUCGUAGCCCCGGGCAGAUUCGUACCAGGCCCGUGCCACCCGCCGGGUCUCAGCCGACCACGCCCACGUUUGACAAUACCACUAGGCGGCUUAACCUUUCCGGACGGCGAACCGACGGAGGCCAGCAAUGUAUGCUGUGCGCUAGUAGGGUUUCGCAAGGCCACACGCGUGCAAAUAGCCGGAGAUGUAACGCUGAUCCCUCGAUUCCUAGAGGGUGUGACCAAUGUAGCAGUUGGGGAGUGCAGUGUGUAGUAGACGGAGCAGCUCUCCCACCUACAGUACACCUUACCGCUGGUACUUUACGGGACCAGGCCCAUUAUUCUCACUGCGAAGCGUGCAAUCGAAACGGUAGACCGUGCGAUCGGAAACGACCAUGUGACUGCUGUGUAAUUUUUGGAGUAGCAUGUCGGGACAUAUCUGCUAGGGGGACAUUCCAUCGAGGAGUCCCGGGGGAUGACCAGCCCCUAUAUUACUUGAGAACCGGGUUCGGAGACGGUGGUGUCUAUACCCUGCCCCCUUCAAGAGGUAAUCGUCCUGCGCUGCCUAUGGACUACCAUCUCCAAUACCGGCCGUCAAACGGCCUUUCAGGAGUUGGUCUCGGUUAUGUGGAUGAAAACAGGCGGCCGCUCACGAUACCACAACCACCUCCUGGGCAGCAAGUGGACUACCCAAUUGUACCUUAUGUUCCUCAAGCAUUACCGCCGAACGUUCCAGUUGCUCCAGUUGCUCCAGAUGUUCCAGGUCAGCAGGGUUCGCCCUUUGCUGCCCCAGCACCGGCACCGGCACCGGCACCACAUACACCUAUUGCCCAACAGGGAGGCAUACCGAUUUAUUCGCCAUUGAAUGUUGCAAACCCGGUACAAGAAAGUCCUGGUUUUAACCCAGUCCCUUCACCAUCGAAUGACCCUUCACCAUAUCCGUCAUCCCCUCUUGAUCCAGCUCAGCCGAAUCCUUUCGACGAGUCGGUAUUUGACUUACCAUUUUCGCCGCCUAAUUGGGGUUCGCCAGUACCAGAACCCUCUGGCGAUCAGCAAAACCUACCGGAAUACCAAUCGCCAUCUAAUAUAUUUCAACAAUCUCCUGGCGAUCAGCAAAACCUACCGGAAUAUCAAUCGCCAUCUAAUAUAUUUCAAUCAUCUCCUGUCCCCGCACCGCCUAUGCCUGGACCACCCCUACAGCCCCCAAGUCCAGUGCAAUCUGCUGUUGCUGGACAUGAAAUGAGCGAAGAGGAGUAUCAGGUUAUGAUGUCUGCCUGGACAAAUUAUAAUGCGAUGGUAGACGAGCCGUCGCCCCAGACUGGAGGCGAUCCUCAACCGCAACCUGAUAAUCCUCAACAGCAGACAGGAGACCACUCUGCCCCGUCACCCGCGUCAUCUUCAGGGGACACUGAGUAUUUUAGUUUAUUCGGUUCGCCAGUGAACCAGCCGGCUUCAUUGCCCACGUGGGAUCCGCAACCUGCUUCGCCGCUUGCGUUACAACUGCCGGCUCCUAGUAGUCCUGAUGAUGUUAAUACAAAUGGUUUCCCAGGCGAGUUGGCGAAUUUCGAAUCAGAUGGUAGUUUAUGGGGUUCACCACAAAGCCAAGCUUCUUCUUCUCCGUCACCCGGGGGGACACAACAGACGACUCGGUUUUUUGCGCUGAGAGAAUCGGAUACUUCUUUUGGGGGGUUUACAAUCCCGCCUGAGUCGACCGCGCAGCCUACUAUACCCGGCCAGGCAGAGCUUGCGCUACCGCUGCCGCCGCUGCCGGGAAUAGAUAGACAGCAACAGGUCGAGUUGUGGACACGACUCAUAGCAGCGGAUAACGAUCAGCAGGAUGUGGCAGCACACAACGCCAUCACCGAUGGUCAGUUGAUCGACGAGCGACUUGGCGUAGUUGACUCGGCAGAGGAGUACGCGGCGCUCGGCCAGCCAUCCCAUGUUGCCGGGUAUGGCGUUGUUUGGCGUGCCGCACAGCGUCUGGUGAGAGACUAUUAUCAAAUAAUCGAUCUACAGACUAUAAGAAGACGAUUGAGGAUGGAAAUGCUUGCUAGGAUCCCUGCAGAACAGUCGCUCGUGGUUACUUUGUUGAAACAAUUCCUCGAAGGGCGGCACACAGCUGCUAUGCAGGCCCAUAUAGAGCAGGUUCCGGUAAACCUCAAUUACCCAAACCUACUUAUACAACAUGUGUCUCAGAUGAACCCGGGAAAUUGGCCCCUGAUAUAUAUCACGCCUGAGCCCAACCGCCGUCCAGCCUCUCCGGGCCCCAAUCGUCCCGUCUUCUACGACCUAGGUACAGACCCGGUGCUCAUAGAUGAGCCUGAGCCACGUCCCACUAAGGAAUCGGGCAUCAUCAACCGGGAGUUACUCGUACGACCGCGACCACCACAUCCGAAUCCGACGGCGCGCCCCGUGCUUGCCUAUAUGCCUUUUGACCGGAUGUUCCCAGGCGGAGCACUAACAGCUGAGAAGACAAUGGAGUGUCUGAUGCACAGGGACGGAGCGCCGUGCAGAAGGCCUACGAGACUCGUCUGCGAGGAUACACGGCACUCGGCGCCUCUCCCGGUAUGUCUCGAUUGCGAGAUGGAGUCCCGUAGGCGUUUUGCAUAUGGCAUAACAGUGCAAGUAGAACAGCUCCGCGCAUUCGCGUGUGCCGAAUGUCUCGACGGCCCCGCCGUUCUCGCCGCGACAUACAACCGGACCGGGCAACGUGUGUAUGCCCGGGGUCCCAACGCGAACGGUAUAGACCCGGCCUGUCCCUCGGCGAGUCUCGGGUUGUCCAACGUCGGCGGGUUCGUCGGUCGACUCGGCUACCUAAGCGGAUGUUUUUGCAUAACCAAGAUGCUCGGCCGCGUGUGCUGCACUCCUCACAGGCUGGAGUACCACAUCCAUAUGGAACGGAAUAUUCGCGCGAUGGAGGAAUAUCUCCAGCAGACGUACGGACGAACUUCGGUCUGUCCGUUCUGCAGAGUGCGGCCAGGCAUCGACGCCUACGAUUUCACGGGCCCUAAGGGCGGCGAGGGUAAGAAUAAGGUCUGGGUCUGCAAGGCGUGCCACGAUGUAGUUUACUACCCUGCCGGGGAGCCCGCGUCUGUGGGCAACUGGGAUGGGUUGAAAUACAUGUGCGGCGUGUUUCCUCCUGGUACGAGCUCAUCAAAUUCCUCGCCGGUGGCGGGACCUAGUGGAACGCAGUAA
Daldinia vernicosa is the source of this 4620-nucleotide messenger RNA. RefSeq lists its product as uncharacterized. The coding region runs from base 1 to 4620 and encodes 1539 amino acids. The transcript has 2 exons. NCBI's taxonomy places the organism in Eukaryota, Fungi, Ascomycota, Sordariomycetes, Xylariales, Hypoxylaceae. The record is from RefSeq and is a predicted model, not a curated record.